Messenger RNA from Heterotrigona itama, 1008 nucleotides. The record is from the annotation of a GenBank genome assembly. Lineage: Eukaryota; Metazoa; Arthropoda; Insecta; Hymenoptera; Apidae.
AUGUUUCCUUAUCUGUUACUUUCAACGCAGCAAUAUAUACCGUUGCUGGCUGUUUUCCGAAAUUUCGCGAUACGUCAAAUCCAUUGGGAUGAAAUGUCGGCUAUCGCCGGUUUCGAUCUCACACCCGAUGCUGGCACAACGUUUCGAAAAAUUAUAGACAUGGAUUUAAUGGCGGACUUGGAAAAGUACGAAACGAUAAGCAUAUGCGCGACGAAGCAACUAAUGCUCGAGGAAUUAUUGGCAAAGAUGACCAGCGAGUGGGACGACGUAUUGUUCACCAUUAUGCUGUACAAAGACUCCGGAGUGAAUAUCUUAACGCAACUGGACGACAUUCACGCUCUCUUGGAGGAGCAUAUUGUGAAAGUUCAAGCGAUGCGAGGCUCCGCGUUUGUCAAGCUCAUCGAGGAGGAAGUGAAGAACUUUUACGUUCUUCUGCAUCGGAUACAGUCGACGAUCGACGAGUGGGCCAAAGUUCAAAUACAAUGGAUGUACCUGUUGCCCAUCUUCUCGAGCAAAGAUAUCGUGGCGCAGUUGCCCGACGAGGAAGUACUGUUCGUUCAGGUCGACAGAAUAUUUCGUAGCGCGAUGAGCGGCCUUUCGAGGGACCCUCGUGUACGAGAGACUGCUGGUUCUGCAAGUAUCACAUCUAUCGUGGGUCUUUUGGAAAUCAUGCAGGAGGCCAACGAAUUGAUGGAGAAGGUAAACGACGGAGUAUUGAACUACUUGGAGUUGAAGAGGCUCUUCUUCCCACGAUUCUUCUUUCUGAGCAACGACGAUAUGCUGGAGAUACUGUCUGAAACGAAGGAGCCCCUUCGAGUCCAACCGCAUCUUCGAAAAUGCUUCGAGGGCAUAAACAGGCUGCGGUUCAACGAAGUGAUGGACAUAUGUUCGAUGUUCAGCGAAGAUUACGAAGAGGUUAGAAUGCAGGAAGAGAUUUCGACCGCUGCGGCUAGAGGUUGCGUGGAACGAUGGCUCUUCCAAGUACGCAACUUAUUUAUUGAAAUUUGA